UGUGGUCUGUUACAGCUUAACAGUAUUCUUGUUUUCUACUGCUAUAUAAUCCCAAGGAUGUCAUACUUGACACAGACCAUAAGCUCUAUUCUAUCCAUAAACUUUCUACGCUCUGAAAACCCUAAAAGGAGAGAGAAAAAGAAAGAAAAACUCAAUCAAGAAUGAAACUUGAAGCAAGGAAAGUCAGGAGUUCAUUAAGGCAAAACUUUUUGGUUUUUGCUCUGUUUAUGGCAAUUUUAGCUCCCAGAAAUGAUGCUAAAUGUGAUUUUAAGGCUAUAUUCAACUUUGGAGACUCAAAUUCUGAUACAGGAGGAUUCUGGGCUGCUUUUCCAGCAGAAAGGCCCCCCAAUGGCAUGACUUACUUCAAGAAACCAGCAGGACGAGCAACCGAUGGCCGGCUCAUUAUCGACUUUUUAGCCCAAGCUCUGGGGCUACCGUUUUUGAGCCCGUAUUUGCAGUCAAUUGGCUCAGAUUACAGACAUGGUGCCAACUUUGCAACAUUGGCAUCCACCGUUCGUCUGCCACACACUUCCUUAUUUGUCACAGGGGUUAGCCCCUUUUCUCUUGCCAUUCAGCUAAAUCAAAUGAAGCAAUUUAAAGCAAAAGUUGAUGAACUUCACUCUUCAGGAAAAGCCAAUCUUCCUCCGCCCAACAUUUUCGGGAAAUCCCUCUACACUUUCUACAUUGGCCAAAAUGACUUUACAGGGAGCUUAGCAUCUCUUGGCAUAAAUGGGGUGAAGCAGUUUCUGCCAGAAGUGGUUUCACAGAUUGCUAGCACCAUAAAGGAAAUUUAUGCAUUAGGGGGUCGGACGUUUUUGGUCCUGAAUCUUGCACCAAUCGGCUGCUACCCUGCAUUCUUGGUGGAGCUGCCUCACAGUGUGUCAGAUAUCGACUCGUUUGGAUGCAUGAUCUCUUACAACAGAGCAGUGGCAGACUACAACUCUAUGCUGAAGGAAGCAUUGAGAGAGACAAGAAAAGAUAUUCCUGAUGCAAAUGUUAUAUAUGCAGACAUCCAUUCUGUGAUGCUAGAGCUGUUCCAGCACCCCUCUUCUCAUGGGAUGAAAUACGGAACGAAAGCAUGCUGUGGAUACGGGGGUGGUGCGUACAACUUCAACCCACAAGUUUUCUGUGGAAACACAAAGCUGAUCAACGGACAUAAUUUAACGGCCACAGCAUGCAGCGACCCCCACAACUAUGUGAGCUGGGAUGGAAUUCAUGCCACAGAAGCAGCAAACAAGCUUGUUGCUGAUGCUAUGAUAAAUGGCUCUUACUUCGAUCCUCCUUUUUCACUUCAUAAAUUUUGUGAUAUUCAGCCAAUUGGAUGAACUUUUCAACUGUUUUUUUCCUCUCAAAUGUAGGAAACAGAAGACUCAGUACUUACCCGAACAGGAUCAGCUAAUAAAUUAUCUUGUCCUCUUAAUUUCAUCAUGUCCUCACUGCAGAACAGAUCAUUCCCCCUGACUAUCUGACUUUAUAUUUUGCA
Molecule: messenger RNA, 1483 nt
Organism: Sesamum indicum (sesame)
Lineage: Eukaryota; Viridiplantae; Streptophyta; Magnoliopsida; Lamiales; Pedaliaceae
Product: GDSL esterase/lipase At4g01130
Molecular function (GO): hydrolase activity, acting on ester bonds
Source: RefSeq, a predicted model, not a curated record